This is a messenger RNA of Arctia plantaginis, 2982 nucleotides long. Lineage: Eukaryota; Metazoa; Arthropoda; Insecta; Lepidoptera; Erebidae. The record is from the annotation of a GenBank genome assembly.
AUGAAGUUGGAUAACUUUGGAUUUGAGAAGUUGCAGACGGCAGAACGCAGCGCUGGUUGGGAGACACACCGCGUCCGUUUAAACCGCGUACCGAGUUACGGCUUUGGUAUUGCGGUGUCUGGCGGUCGAGACAACCCUCACUUUGCCAGCGGGGAUCCUUCGAUAGCCGUGUCUGAUGUAUUAAGAGGAGGACCCGCAGAGGACAAGCUUCAGGUCAACGAUAGAAUAGUAUCAGUAAAUGGUAUACCGCUAGAAAAUGUCGAAUACGCGCGUGCGGUGCAAGUGUUGCGCGACAGUGGCGCGACUGUAUCGCUGGUGGUGCGACGAAGAGCGCCCGCGCCGCCCCCUACCGCCCCCACCACAAUUAAACUUUCGCUAACUAGGAACGGGAAGAAAGAAGAUUUUGGUGUAGUCCUAGGCUGCAAGCUAUACGUCAAAGAGCUCACAAUGCGAGCUCGAGAACAGCUGAACCAAGCAGGUCAAGGUCUUUGCGAAGGAGAUGUCGUGACUAGGAUCAACAACUCGCCCGUCACCGAUGCCAUUACACUUAAGGAAGCAAGGAAGUUAAUAGAGUCCUGCAAGGAUCGGUUAAAUCUGGUGGUGACUCGAGAACUUAUUAGGGAAGAAACUGUCACGAAUGGAAAUUAUCAGAAUAAUUAUAAUAGUCUAGAAGCAACAUCAAACAACGUAUAUGGCGCUGCAGAGGCUUCCCCCGGUUAUUCAAGCAGCGGUCAAAACCUAUACGUGGCGGCUCCAGUUCGCGGUGGAGACGUGAGGAGAGGCCCCAUGUCGCAUGAAACACCCGACCAGCCGCCGAGACCACCACCUCCUAGAAAUGAAGAUUAUUAUAGCAGUAGACGACAGUUAUAUGAAGAGCAGGAAGGAAUGAACAACCAGAGGAAUAAACCAUCCGGCGAACCAAGGCUAAUAAGUUUCCAAAAAGAGGGUUCGGUUGGCCUAAGGCUUUGUGGCGGCAACAGAUCCGGCGUGUUCGUAUCCGGGGUGCAGCCCACCAGCCCCGCCGCCCUCCAGGGGCUGCAGCCCGCUGACAAAAUACUCAAGGUAAACGACAUGGAAAUGAAGGGCGUGACGCGUGAGGAGGCUGUGCUGUUUCUGCUGAGCCUCCAGGACCGGAUUGAUCUCAUAGUGCAACACUCCCCUGAUGAAUACAACGCCGUUGCCAGCGGACAGAUGCCGGGUGAUAGCUUUCACAUAAAGACACAUUUCCACUACACGGAGCCGACGGACGGUGAGAUGUCAUUCAGAUGUGGCGACGUGUUUCAUGUUGUGGAUACGUUGCACAAUGGGACUGUCGGCGCUUGGCAAGUCUACAGGAUAGGCCGCACGAACCAAGAAGUUCAGAAGGGUACGAUCCCGAACAAGGCUCGCGCUGAAGAGUUGGCCACGGCGCAGUUUAACGCUACCAAAAAGGAGAUAUCUGGCAACGAGGGAAAACAUAACUUUUUCAGGAGAAGACGGUCUACACAUAGAAGAAGUAAAAGUUUAGGAAAGGAGCAUUGGGACGAGGUAGUUCUGUCGGACAGCAUAAGCAAGUUCCCGGCGUACGAGCGCGUGGUGCUGAAGCAGCCCGGCUUCGUGCGCCCCGUCAUCGUGCUCGGCGCCGUCGCUGACAUCGCGCGCGAGAGGCUGCUCACUGAGAGCCCCGACAGCUUCUCCUCGCCCAAAAUGGACAGCUCGUUAGAAGACAGUAAAACGAAGUCUACUGGAAUUAUCCGGCUGUCCAGCAUCAGGAGCAUCAUGGAGAGAGGGAAGCACGCCCUCCUAGACAUCACUCCUAACGCCGUUGACAGACUUAACUACGCACAGUUCUACCCUAUAGUCAUAUUCCUUAAAGCAGAUAAUAAACAUAUCAUUAAACAGCUAAGAGCUGGGUUGCCAAAGUCCGCCCACAAAUCUUCAAAGAAACUUCUAGAACAGUGCCAACACAUGGAGCGAGUGUGGGGUCAUGUUUUCACACAGACCAUUACACUAAGCGAAGCUAACCAGAACACCUGGUUCAGUAAGCUUAACGACCUCAUACAGAGGACCCAGCAACAACAACUUUGGGUGUCGGAAACCAAGCACGUUGAAAUGGUGUCGGACAUAUACUUCCCCGUACCCCCAUCUCCAUACCCAGCCUUCUACCCUAUAUCCUACCCAUUGAACAUAUACCCCCCAUCACCCCAAAGACCUGUCAGUUCACCCCAGAACUUACCCCCAUUAAACCUUAACCCUAGCACUAAACAUCACGACCAUUUGUAUGACGCUAACAGGAAUCAUGUAGUGCCUUAUUACUAUUCGGAAACAUUAACCCCUUGCAUGCCUAACAAUGCGUACAGUGUGCCAAACACAUACCCUACUAAUAACAGACACACCCUUGCAAAUUACCCAUACGACGAUGGGCAGAAUUAUUAUCAUAGAAAAAUAAGCCCAAAACUGAAAACACCUUUGAACGCCUCACCCGAGAUCACUCAAUUUUAUUCCAAAGGCAAUGUUUACGCGCCUCAAACAUUCAGACCGUAUAGUGUCCUCGAAACUACUACUACCAGGUCUCCCGUACAGAGUCAACCUCGACCUUCGUCGGUAGUUCCAAUCACAGAACAAUACCGACCGGCUUCAUUCUUCACCACAGAUAAUGAAAUAAAAAAGACAAACGAGGUACCUGAAUGGAAGGCGCGACUCCAAAAAGAAAUGCCAAGACCUCUAUUCAAAACUCUCGAUAAACCAUUCAGGCAGACCUGUAGAAUCCCUAAUUGCAAAUGUAGUGUGAAACCAGCAGUGGGGACUGGACGGUUCAGCGAAGUACGAACUUUACCCACAGUCUCCGAAAGGUCAUUGAAUAAAUUUAAAAAUCUAUCACUUCCAACUUUGAAGUUAGAGGAGAUUGAAAAGAUUGAACAAGAGGCUAAGAAUGAGGCAGAAAGAGAUGUCCUUCCUGUCCUGAGUAAACCCAUAUCUGAGCAGCAUUUAGGAUAUGUUUAG